AUGGCCGUCCCAAAUGGCCAAAUUCAAAUGGGACGCCCGUCCCGAGUGAGACCGCCGUCCCACUCUUCAGUUGGUUGUCCCAAAGGCAAAUUUUCAAUUGAGACUGUCGUCCCAACCCAGACGGCCGUCCCAAAUCUCCUGGCGCCUCCUAUAUAUGAUAAGCGCGGAUCCUUGCCUUG
Molecule: messenger RNA, 179 nt
Organism: Sphenostylis stenocarpa
Lineage: Eukaryota; Viridiplantae; Streptophyta; Magnoliopsida; Fabales; Fabaceae
Source: the annotation of a GenBank genome assembly